This is a messenger RNA of Ailuropoda melanoleuca (giant panda), 873 nucleotides long. RefSeq names its product C-C motif chemokine 3. The coding region runs from base 143 to 424 and encodes 93 amino acids. Lineage: Eukaryota; Metazoa; Chordata; Mammalia; Carnivora; Ursidae. Gene Ontology annotation, cellular component: extracellular region. Gene Ontology annotation, molecular function: CCR chemokine receptor binding; chemokine activity. The transcript has 3 exons. The record is from RefSeq and is a predicted model, not a curated record. Gene Ontology annotation, biological process: cell chemotaxis; chemokine-mediated signaling pathway; positive regulation of GTPase activity.
GAUUCCAUUUCCCCUUCCACCAGGGCUGCCUAUAAAGAGCAGGGGAGGUCUGCUCACCCUCCAGAAGGACGCAGGCAGCCUCGAGCGCCCAGGCCCACCUCUGCGGACAAACGAGCCCAAUCGCCGCGCACUGCUCAGCAUCAUGAAGGUCCCCGGGGCUGGGCUCGCCGUCCUCCUCUGCACCAUGGCCCUCUGCAGCCAGGUCUUCUCUGCACCAUUUGGUGCUGACACCCCAACUGCCUGCUGCUUCUCCUAUGUCUCCAAGCCGAUUCCACGCAAGUUCAUAGUCGACUAUUUUGACACCAGCAGCCAAUGCUCCAAGCCUGGUGUUAUCUUCCAGACCAGAAAAGGCCGCCAGGCCUGUGCCGACCCCAGUGACGCCUGGGUCCAGGAGUACGUGACCGACCUGGAGCUGAAUGCCUGAGUGGCCUGGAAGCUUUGAGAACCCAGUGACCUCAGUGGGCUGCCUGGGGAGCAGAGGUCCGAGCCUUGGAAACACCCCUGGGACCACCACAGCUACCUCUCCUGCGGGCUGGCUGUCGCCAAACAGCCACACUCUGGGACUCUUUCUAACUUAAGUUUCAACUUAUUUAUACUAUUUAAUUUUUGUUAUUUAUUUUCAAUGUCAUAUUCUGGGACCGUUCGCUCCGAGAGACCCCAAGAUACCUUCCUCACCACCCUCCCCUGCUCCCUUCACUUGCGCUGUGAUUGGUGACGACUGUGUGACUGUCCUAGUGUAUUCUAGGCAGGAGUGGCACCCACACCGCCAGACUGACAUGUGUGUAUGGGAUGUUUCUGUUCAGUGCUGUGUUCGGCCCCAAGAAAUAAUAAAGAUGGUCUUUUGCAACGGAAACUGGCAUUGAGUGUGGUUUC